UUCGAGUCUUGUUUACCUUUUCAAACAUCCUAUGCUAAUAAAAAGAAUAGAAUUUGAUUGUUCCAAGUUCUAGCUAUGGAAAUUUUAAAAGAUAUGUGCAGAGUAUGCUUAAAAACAGACGUUGGAAGCAAUUCAUUCCUAGACGAAGUCGAAUAUGAUUCUUAUAUAAAAUUAAGCCACAUUUUCUUAAAAGUGACAAAUGUUGAGGUGAAUGAGAAUGAUGAAAUUAAGCCAUCGCGUUUAUGUGAACAGUGUACUACACGUCUAUUAGGGGCUUACGAAUUGAUAUGUGCCGUUGAAAAAGCUGAAGUGGAAAUCGAUUUACUUUUACAACAAGAACAAGUGCAUUGUGAAGAUACAGAUUUGCCAGAAAACAACAAUUAUGUUCUUGGUGAUGAUGGUGAGGUGGAAAAUAACGAAGAGGAAGAAACGCAAGAUUUAGAAAUUCUAGAUGAUGAAUUUCAACUAGAUCAAGAAGAAACGCAAGAAGUGUUUUACAUGCAAGAAAUUCGAAACGAUUUAGCAACUAGUGAAAAUGAUGUGUCGCCAAAUCGCCAAAAGACAGCAAUUGGAUCGCGAUUGGGCAAACGUCUAGCGGCCGGCAAUUUUAAUUGCGAACUUUGCGAUCGCAACUUUGCUAAACUUGAAACUUUGGAACGCCAUAAGAAACAAGCCCAUACCUUUUUGCCAAUAGAAGUCAUGGCAAAUUCAUCACUUUCGAUCCCCGAAGCUACGCAAAAUGAUGACAAGGGAAUUUUAUGCUCCUAUUGUCCGCGAAUUUUCGUGCGGCGCGACAAUUAUGCACGCCACUUAAUCACUGUGCAUUCCGAUAAAGCAGAGAUAACACCUGAAGACCGCGAAUUGGCUAAAGCAAAACAUAAUUAUAAGAAAGGCUUAUGUCCUCACUGUGGUGAAAGUUUUUCCCUAGCCAGUCUCAGCAUACAUAUUCGGCGUCAUACUGGCGAAAAUCCAUAUAAAUGUAGCGAAUGCUCAAAAGGUUUUCCUAGACGUCAAGAUUUGGUUAUACACGAACGCCAACAUACAGGUGAACGACCUCACGUAUGCUCAGCGUGUGGCAAGUCAUUUUCACGAGCUAAUAAGCUGUCACGUCAUAUGCGUAUUCAUACGGGCGAAAGACCCUAUAAAUGCACCAAAUGCCCACGUAGCUUCGUACAGUCGAAUGACCUUAAAAUCCAUAUGCGACGUCACACUGGUGAAAAGCCUUACAAGUGCAACGUUUGUUCGGAAGCUUUCAUAUGUGGCGCUGCCCUACGGAUACAUCGCCGUCAAAAAGGGCACGAGUCACCAGAAGACGAUCGAGACGAUCCCUUAAUUAAUUGGCGAGUAUCAACACGCAAACCAAAAUUACAAAUGAAAGAGGAAAACGAAGAACAGGAUGACGAGCAAGAAUUCUUAGAGCUCGACGAAUCUAUUGAUAACUAUUGAAAAAUAUAUGGAGUAAAUAUUUGAACAAGUGUAACCUUACCUUAAAAAAUAAUCAUGUAGUAAAUAUGAACAACCAACAUUACUUUUUC
Molecule: messenger RNA, 1535 nt
Organism: Glossina fuscipes
Lineage: Eukaryota; Metazoa; Arthropoda; Insecta; Diptera; Glossinidae
Product: zinc finger protein 484
Exons: 2
Coding region: 76-1446 (456 amino acids)
Biological process (GO): regulation of DNA-templated transcription
Cellular component (GO): nucleus
Molecular function (GO): zinc ion binding; RNA polymerase II cis-regulatory region sequence-specific DNA binding; DNA-binding transcription factor activity, RNA polymerase II-specific
Source: RefSeq, a predicted model, not a curated record